This is a messenger RNA of Mesocestoides corti, 1170 nucleotides long. Lineage: Eukaryota; Metazoa; Platyhelminthes; Cestoda; Cyclophyllidea; Mesocestoididae. The record is from the annotation of a GenBank genome assembly.
AUGGCGCGAUCGAUAACUUAUUGGGUAAUUCAAAAGCCACCGUUCGCCGACCCAAAAAAACCAACCAAAGCUGAGAUGGCGGGACGCUUUGCCGAGUACUUGCCGGAGCCCAAGCUGAAGGAGCUUCGUGACAUCGCCAACGCGAUUGUCAGCCCUGGUAAGGGUAUUCUAGCUGCUGACGAGAGUGUACCAACCAUCGGCAAGCGUUUCAAGUCCAUAAACCUAGAAAACACCGAGGAGAACCGCCGAGAUUACCGUCAACUGCUCUUCAGCACCGACCCAUGCCUGGCAAAGUACAUUUCCGGUGUCAUUCUGUUUCACGACACAGUCUACCAAAAGACCAACGAUGGUACACCACUAGUUCGUCUGCUGCAGGAUCGUGGAAUCAUUCCGGGCAUCAAAGUUGACACUGGUGUUGUUCCUCUGGCCGGAACUCACAAUGAAGGCACAACACAGGGUCUUGACGGCCUGAGCGAACGCUGUGCGCAGUACAAGAAAGACGGGUGUCACUUCGCGAAGUGGCGUUGUGUUCUUAAAAUCCAGGAGCACACACCGUCCUACUUGGCGAUGUUGGAAAACGCCAACGUUUUGGCGCGCUACGCCGUGAUUUGCCAACAAAAUGGCAUUGUGCCAAUUGUCGAGCCGGAGGUUCUGCCAGAUGGAAACCACGACCUCUACGUCGCGCAAAGGGUCACUGAAGAGGUGCUGGCCUUCCAGUACAAGGCUCUAGCAGACCACCACGUCUUCCUCGAAGGCACACUGCUCAAACCCAACAUGGUGACCGCUGGCCACUCGUGUAGCCAGAAGUACACGAAGGAGCAGAAUGCCAUGGCAACGAUCCAGACCCUUCAACGAACCGUUCCAGCCGCCGUGCCUGGUAUUGUCUUCCUCUCAGGCGGUAUGUCUGAGCUGGACGCCACCCUGAACCUGGACGCCAUCAACAAGGCGAAGAUGAAGAAGCCGUGGGCGCUGUCGUUCAGCUUCGGCAGAGCCCUCCAGGCGUCGGUCAUUCAAACCUGGCAAGGCAAACCCGAGAACGUGACGGCUGCUCAGAAUGAGCUCUUGAAACUGGCUAAAGCCAACAGCGAAGCCACUCUUGGCACCUUCGAUGGCAACCUGGAACUCGCCGCUGGACAGAAAUCAAACUUCGUCUCCAAUCACGCCUACUAG